UGGUGGUGGUUUUCCCCCCCACCUUCUCGUCCCUGCCCGCCGCGGAACCACACCCUCAUCACGACCACCAGCGGCCCCGACACCCGCUUCCCGGAAACUUCGUCGACAGUCAUGGCCACCACGCGCGAACGUCGGAUUGCAAAGGAGUUAGCCGACAUUCACAAUGACAAGGACAACUCGGGCGUGUACGCAAACCCGGUCGACCCCUCCGACCUGACACAUCUCAAAGGCACCUUCCCUGGGCCCCCCGAUACACCGUAUGCCGGGGGCACGUAUAAAAUCGACAUCGUGAUCCCCGACAUGUACCCGUUCAAGUCGCCGAUCAUGAAGUUCGACACCAAGAUCUGGCAUCCAAACGUCAGCAGCGUGACGGGAGCCAUCUGCCUUGACACGCUCGGCUCGGGGUGGUCACCGGUCGGUACGAUCAAGAUGGCGCUCAUCUCGCUCCGCAUGCUCCUCGAGUCGCCGAACCCCAAGGACCCCCAAGACGCCGAGGUUGCCAAGAUGAUGAUGGAACGCCCAAACGAGUUUGCAGCCAAAGCGCAUGAUUGGGCCGUCAAGUACGCCGGCGCGCCGCGGAGGGAAACGCUCACACAUAACUACCAAACGGCGGUGCCGCCACCGGUUAAGGAUGACCCGUCAAGAUACAAAGGUUACAACAAGGAUCUGAUCGAUCGGUUUGUCAACAUGGGAUUCGACGUUGACGCCGUGGUGGAGGCGUUUAUCUAUGUCGGUAUCGACCGCAACGGUGGCGAGGAUUACGAGCUGGAAGAGGCUUAUAUGGGCGAUAUCACCGCUCGGCUCCUCGGUGAACAGUAGUGGAGUUGACCAGUUGUUUCGAAGAAUGAAGAGUCGACGACAGGGAGUAUCAGUAUCACGCAUCAUUCCGCCUGCCAGGAAACAUCGUGGCGGCAAGUGGACAACAGGCUUUUGGUAAUUCGGAGACGGAACGGGGCUUGGGAGGACCCAACGAUGCAUGUUCCGAAAUACUUAGCAUUAGGAAUGGAGUUUACGGAUGGCGGCCGGGCAAGCAAUAUCGAAGGAGUUCUUGCUUUUACCCUUCUUUUCUUUCUUACCCCUCCUUCCAAUAGCUAGACUAAAUCGGAAAUGUGAAGCAUGACUUGAUCCCUACGGGAGAACCGGAAUUAGUCGCGGAGAAUGAGUCCUUCCAUGCUUGCACUUGGCCUUUAACCACAACGUUGAUUAGGAAACGCCCUCGGCGGGAUAUGGCGCACUUUGAGGCGGCAUCAUGCUUGAUCCGCGCUAUGACAAACGGGAACUGA
Messenger RNA from Thermothelomyces thermophilus ATCC 42464, 1283 nucleotides. RefSeq lists its product as uncharacterized. NCBI's taxonomy places the organism in Eukaryota, Fungi, Ascomycota, Sordariomycetes, Sordariales, Chaetomiaceae. The record is from RefSeq and is a predicted model, not a curated record. The transcript is spliced from 3 exons. Gene Ontology annotation, molecular function: protein binding. Bases 112 to 819 code for a protein of 235 amino acids.